Messenger RNA from Candidozyma haemuli, 1764 nucleotides. RefSeq lists its product as uncharacterized. The transcript has a single exon. The coding region runs from base 1 to 1764 and encodes 587 amino acids. NCBI's taxonomy places the organism in Eukaryota, Fungi, Ascomycota, Pichiomycetes, Serinales, Metschnikowiaceae. The record is from RefSeq and is a predicted model, not a curated record. Gene Ontology annotation, molecular function: transmembrane transporter activity. Gene Ontology annotation, biological process: transmembrane transport.
AUGUCUGGCCAGAUCAAUGAGAGACAGGGCACUCCAGAUGAGAGGCCCUCGGCUGAUUUGCACGAUAGAGAAGUAUCUGAAAAGAUGCCUUUGAAACAUGAACUUGAGAAUAGACUUGGCGAUUCUCAUGUCAAUCUACUACCCAAGAAGAAACUCGUCAUUUGUCUUCUUGUGAACGCGUUUUGCCUUUUUGUGUGCUUUUUGGACCAGACCAGUCCUACAGUGGCUCUUCCAGCUAUAGCUGAGGACCUAGGAGCACAGAAUUCUAUUAACUGGGCCGGUACGUCGUCGCUUUUGGCGAACUGUGUGUGCCAGGUCCUUUUCGGUCGCUUUGCUGAUAUUUUCGGCAGAAAGAAUAUGCUUAUGGGUUCGCUUGCAAUGCUUCUUAUCGCUAAUAUGCUUUGUGGAUUUGCAAAGACUGGUCCUCAGUACUAUGUGUUUAGAGCAUUUGCUGGUAUUGGUGUUGGGGGAACUCAGUCUAUGGGAAUGGUCAUCUUGAGUGAUGUGGUUACUUUAAAGCAAAGAGGAAAGUUCCAGGGAAUCUUGGGAAGUGCUGUUGGUUUGGGUAACGCUGUGGGUCCUAUCAUCAUGGCUGUUUAUGUGGAGAAUUCUACAUGGAGGAACUUCUAUAGGACACUUCCACCGAUCAUGGCUGCUGUCAUUGUGGUGGUGUAUUUCGUUAUCGAGGAUAACAAGAAACAGCUGGGACUGGUUCUUUCAAUGAGAGAAAAAUGGAAGAAGAUAGAUUAUGUGGGUAUUUUCUUCGCUACGGCUGGCUUGACCCUUCUUUUGAUUCCUAUCAGUGGAGGUGGUUCUACUUACGCUUGGGAUAGUGAUUUGGUGAUCGCUAUGUUCGUCGUUGGCGGUGUUUGCACUAUCAUCUUCCUUAUUGUGGAAUGGAAGAUCCCUGAGUUGCCUAUGAUUCCAGUUUACAUUUUCAAGAACAUGUCUUUGAGCUUUUUGCUCUUGUCGACCUUCUUAUAUGGCAUUGCCUACUUUGGAUUUUUAUUCAUCAUCUCCUACUACUUCCAGUUGGUAAAGGGCCAGGACGCGUUGCAUUCUGCUUACUAUUUGCUUCCUUUGGUGCUCAUGCAAGCUAUCAUGUCAAUCACUGCUGGUAAUAUUAUUUCAUAUACUGGCCACUGGAUUCAUGUUGUCAUCAGCGGGUACCUGUUCUGGAUUACCGGUGCUGGAAUGACCAUUGCAUGGAAAGAAAACACUGGCACUGGUAUGAUUGUCGGUACGCUUCUUGUCAUGGGUGUCGGCAUUGGUUUUAUUUUCCAGCCUACCAUGGUUGCCGUCCAAGCAAACGCUACUAUGGCGCAAAGAGCAGUUGUCAUUGGUACAAGAAACGUCUUGAGAGCUUUUGGUGGUGCUUUGGGCGUUGCAUGUGCCACAUUAAUUGUAUCCAACUCUUUGAUCAACGAGAUUGACAAAGAGCUUGGCGACCUGGCUGUUCCUCGUCUGUUCUUGAUCAACUUGAAGGCCAACAUUUAUACCAAAGCUGACCUUAGUGGCCUCACAGAAUUGCAAAAAGACAUCGUUAGGAAGAUGUACAUGAAAUCCAUUCGAAACGUGUUUUACUUUACGAUUCCUUUGCUUGGUAUUUGUCUUAUUCUACUGUUCCUUGUCAAAGACAGAGGCCUCCAAUGUCUUGAUCAGCAGCCAGAAAAGAAAGACAAGGAGUCGACCGAGACCGAUGGCCACCUGAGCGAUCAUGCUUCCAUCAACCAAGUCCCUGGCGAACACGAGAAAGAGAAAUAG